Messenger RNA from Phycomyces blakesleeanus NRRL 1555(-), 2483 nucleotides. RefSeq lists its product as hypothetical. Bases 15 to 2456 code for a protein of 813 amino acids. The record is from RefSeq and is a predicted model, not a curated record. Gene Ontology annotation, biological process: tRNA 5'-leader removal. Gene Ontology annotation, cellular component: nucleolar ribonuclease P complex; ribonuclease MRP complex. Lineage: Eukaryota; Fungi; Mucoromycota; Mucoromycetes; Mucorales; Phycomycetaceae. Gene Ontology annotation, molecular function: protein binding. The transcript is spliced from 13 exons.
CUCUAUUAUCACAAAUGUCAUCGAGUAACAAUGGAAAAAGACCUUUAGAAGACAAUGAUAGUCUCACCGGCAAAGAGAAAAGAAGAGCCAAGAAUCGCGAUGCCAGACAAAUAGGUCCCAAUAAGUGGAAUGGUUUUCGAAAAACUAAUGAUGACGGACCCCUUUUGAUCGGUUCACCAAUCAAUGAAAAGCAACUAGCAUCGGCUCAUAUCAAUGAAAUAAAUUCACUUCAAUCAUCAAUUCGAAAAGCAAGCUUUGCCAUCACCACAUUGGCAUUUCAGUCUCUUCCUCGAGGCCUUAGACGACGUGCAGCUAGUCACAACAUCAACCGACUGCCUCUUCGAUUGAGAGUAAAAGCAACUCAAGAAAUGGCUUUGAGUGCACCAAAUCCAACCAAAAUGAGACGUAGAAUGCGAAAACCAAGACCAAAAUCACUAGUUGAAGAAUACUUGAGACGACAAGGCAAUAAGAAAUGGUUAGAAACACAUAUGUGGCACACAAAGCGGAUGAAGAUGACUGAUAUUUGGGGAUAUCGUCUGGCAUUGUACCCUAAUAUCAAAUCAGAAAGAACAGCCUAUAAAGCAUCAAAACAUUUGUCUAUGCUCCACGACGCUUCUUACAUGGGUUGCAUUGAAAUGUCUGGUCUAAUGAGUGAUAUUGUGAGAGUCCUGAACAGCAUAACAGAUUCUGGUCUUGCCUCUGUAGGAAGUGCCCGUUACACCAAAGGGCAGCGUAUAGGACACACAAACAUAUACAAACACCUCGGAUACCCAACAAAACUCGUUUGUCCUGUUACAUUUCUCUGGAGACCUACUCAGGCAGAAAGCGAUGAUGCCACAAUCUGGUUGUGGGUCCAUCCCUCUGUGUUUGACGAGGUCUAUACUUCCAUUCGACAUGUAGUACAGACUUACCAAUCAGGAUUAAUGCAAGAGUUACAGGUAGUAGAUCAAAGAGGUGAUCUUGUUAGAUUUGAUCUUUUCGGGCCACGGUCUACUGCUUUAUUACAAUCCAUUCUCGAUCCUGUUUGUGAAGCAUCCCCAUUAACUGAAGAGCGUGAGCAAAAAAGUGCCCAGUUGUGGAGAGAUAUUUCCCAAUUGCGUUCAUCUUCGUCACUUCCUCCGGGAUGUGUGCUUGGAAUGACAGUACAAGACCCUCGCAUAAAAUUCCCCCAAAAAGUUCCUCCGCGCACAAGCCAGAUUCCUAAAGAAACAGACUUACGAAUCGAUCAAAUUGUCAGACAAUGGCCUACCGAUGUUGCUUACUCUGACAUAUGGGAUAAGCAGCUUAGAAGAGAUAUUCAAAAAAACAAGAUAAAGGAUAAUGACCUGAAUAAACGUCGAGAAGAUCAGAAAUCCAAUGGCGUUAAAUUUGAAUUCACAGAAAAAGAUAGCAAGAUUCCAAUUUUACUCAUCCAAAGAGGAGGUGCAGAAUUUUCCGGAGGCACAAGCACAGGAAAAAACUCUGCAAACCUUAUAGAGGUUACCGAAGGAUGGUCUAUUAUCUUACCGCGUAGCUGGGGUGUUGCGUUUUGGAAAUCAUUUGUAUUUGCAGGCGCAAGAACCUGUGGUCUCCACAACGUCCGUGCUAUGCAUUUCGAAAGUGGACACGGUGUAUUUCCUUUUGAUGUACCGGGUACUUUGGCAUACGAGGCACAGAGCAUUGCUUCCAAAAAUACAGAAAGAUCAAUCUGGGCAAAGAAACCUCCCUCGAAGCGCGUCAAUUUUGAAAAACUUGGUGUGAGUCAUCCAUUCGAAGCUCCUUUUGAGUGGCUGGUCAACAAUGGAAAGACAGACAACUCCAAAAAUAAAAUAUUGGAUGUAGAUAAAGUUAAAGAUGAGAACACGAACGAGAAUGAACAUCAAAUCCAAAAGACUCAAGACCCAAAGUGCUGGUUAUUACAGGGCGAUCGACUCAUUUCACUACUUUUGUCUUGUCGUACCCAAGAAGAAGCAACCCAGAAAUUGCUGAAGGAGAUGUCAACGCAGAUGUCCAAACGAGAUCUUCCUUGUCCACUCUCCCUUGAUUUAGAUCAUGCUCUUGUAAAAGUUCGUGUCAAGUACACUGGCCGGAGGAAACCACACCCAAACGCAAUGAUUUUCCUGAUCGAAGAUCAAAAAGAAUAUGAAAAACACGCUCAAAAGUGUAAGGAACCCAACUCUACCAAUAAAUCAAAGGUCGGUCAUCAAGACGCAAACACAAACGCAAAUGAAGAUGCAGACUCGGAUGAAGAAAUGGAUACCUCUGAUCAUCCAAACCAGCACAUUGGCUACCUAACUAAUGGAGGCUUUUCACUUUCUGUUGGAGGUGGACUUGGUAUUGGAGCAUGCACUGCCCUGGGUAUUCAAGAAAUUAGAAACCUAGACAAUAGAUACAACAGAAAAACAAAGAUGCUUGUAUUGGUUCGCAAUACCAAUACUUCUAACUUCCAACCAGCACAGUUGCAGCUACUAGCUUAAUUCUUUUUUUUAAAAUAAUAAUAAUAA